Molecule: messenger RNA, 2317 nt
Organism: Dermacentor andersoni
Lineage: Eukaryota; Metazoa; Arthropoda; Arachnida; Ixodida; Ixodidae
Product: carcinine transporter-like
Biological process (GO): transmembrane transport
Cellular component (GO): membrane
Molecular function (GO): transmembrane transporter activity
Source: RefSeq, a predicted model, not a curated record
CGCAGCUUCCCAAAAGGCGUCCGACGUCCUGCACAAGGCGGCGUCUACCGAACCCCGAGGAAACCGAAUGGCCGCCAGUCCAGGCAGCGCCCGCAGUCGGGCGGCGUCGCCAGCGACGUCACCGCCACGGUCUGGAUGGGCGACCCCUGGAAGCGCGGCAUCUCCGGCGACCCCGUCGUUCGCGCGGACCCCAGAGAGUUUCAUGUCUGGCUUCGUCGUCCACGACAACUGCGCUGCCGUCCAGGAGAGCAUCUACGUCGUGCUGGGUCACGGGCCGUACCAGCGCCGAGUCCUGCUGUGCAGCGCCCUGUCGCUGAUCGUGGCGCUCUCGCAGGCGCUGUCGGACCGCCUCACCAGUCGGCCCGUGGACCACUGGUGCCGACCGCCGGAAGACCUGGGCGAGCUGUCUGCCGACGCGUGGAAAAAUAUGUCCAUCCCCGUCGAGGCUGACGGCUCGUUCAGCAAGUGCACCGUGUACGAGCCUGCCGUUGCGGACACUCCGGCGGCCAACAGGUCAGCGGCGCCUUGUCAUAGAUGGGACUACGACAUCGCGAACCGAGGCGACAGCAUCGUCAGCCGGUUCGGCCUGGUCUGCGGCCGCCAGUACCUGCUCAACAUUCGCAUCGUGGUCUUCCUCACUAUUGCCGCUCUAGUGACACCUGUGCUAGGGUUGGCGUCCGACCGAGUGGGUCGAAGACCCGUCAUUCUGGCCUCCGCGAUGGUUCUGCUGGCUGCAACCAUUGGCAACAGCGUCUCCGGCACGUUCGCCUUCUACGUCUCAACGAGGACUGUGGUCCUGACGACCGUCAACGCCGUCUUUGUGCUCACCUUCAUCCUGCUCUACGAGGCGACAGGGAACGAGUGGCGGUUGCUGUUCACCCUCCUUGACACGGCCGUCGGGGCCACCGUGGUGCCUCCGUUCGUAGACGCUCUCAGCCUGCUGGAACCGCGCUGGGCACUGAUGCACGGAGUCGUCAUCGUGGCCACGGCGAUUUUGGCGGCCUGGUGCUGCUUCCUGCGAGAGUCGCCCGCCUGGCUGCUGGCCACCUGGAACGUGCAGCGUGCCCAGGAGGGCGCCCUGGAGGCGGCCAGCAUCAACGGCCUAGACGUCACCAAGGCGGCGGCCACCUUCCGGGCAAUUCUCGCCCAACUGGUGAAGCUCGACCGGAGCCCGCAUACGUCAACUGGGCUCGUCGUGACCGACGACUCCGUGCAGUCCGUGAGGAUGUGUCGCCGGGCCGUGUCAGUGUUUCUGGCGAGGCUGACGCUCAGCGCCGUCUACUUCCCCCUGUUGACGACGGGACGCGCCCCCGGCUACCACUGGGCAGCUGUGCACGCCCUGCUGCUGGUGGCGUCCUACGUGGCCGUCGGCUGGGCCGUGCUCAAGCGCGGACUACGGGACACGCUGAUCGUACUGCUGGUCGUCGUGAGUGCCUUCUGCGCCGCGCAGGCGCUGCUGAUGUCCAUAGGCGUUCUCCAGUUGGCCAUUCCUGUCGUGCACGCGGUGCUCAAGGUCGCGCUGUCGGGUGCCAUGAGUGUUGUCCUGUGUUACUCGGCCGAAGUCUUCCCCACCAGGACCCGCUGCACCGGCGUUAGUGCGUCGACGUUCUUCGGUUCCGUCGGUUCACUCCUGGGUGUCCUAGCGUACGCGCAGAACGGCGGCAAAGCAGGUGCUCACUUCCACGCGACCGCAGCCAUCAUGACCGCCCUGAGCGUCUUCGCGGUGCAGUGGCUUCCCGAGGUCCUCGUCGAGAUGCAGAAAGCGAAGCGUCGGUCGGCGCCCAAGAGCGCCCAAGAGCGCAAGGAGGCGCUCAAACAGUCCCUGGCGCUGCCUGCCGAAGGCGCGAAGAAGAGAAGACGGCGCAGGGGAAAGGCGAAGACGCCAACCAAGUCGCCGGCCUAACAAUGGUAAUACUUCGAGUGCGCCGAAGGUACUGAUAAAGUGGUGAAUACGAUGGACACAUCCUACUAAUCGCCGAAUAGACGCACUGCCAUUUUGAACUUCAUAUACAGAGAGAGAAAAUAGUGCAAGUUAACAUUUAUGUAUAAGUUGUAAAGGUUCCUCUAGUAGUUCAGAAAUACGAAGGAAGUUCUGUAAGGAACAACCCGCUGAACGUCUCAUUUUCUCUCAUGUUCUGUGUAAUUUCGUUAUUACUACCGGCUUGUUCUGUCUCGCUUGUGGAAUUGGUGGCACUCACUGAUUGGAAUCGUGUUAAGGUGCAAGGAGCACUACGUUCGUGAACUGUAAAUUGUGCCUGCAAUCUCUUAGCAGGCGCCUGAACUGCGCGCAUUGUGCUGAUGUGCAAUAGUUUUAAUG